GUCGCUGGACGCAGGCGCACUACGCUUUGGCGAGGCCAAGAUGGCGGCGCCCGGCCGGUUCUUACUCCCGUGACCGUUCCGGGCGUCUCUAGCUUCCUCGGCAUGUUCCUUCUCCGAGACUGUGGCCACUGGGCCGCAGCGUCCCUCGGCAGACGGUUGCCUCUGCGUCGCUUCCGUAGCGACAGUGCGGCACCCUGCACCCCGCACUUCGACGUGGUAGUUAUCGGAGGAGGGCAUGCGGGGACCGAGGCGGCCGCCGCCGCUGCUCGCUGUGGCUCGCGGACUCUGCUCCUCACGCACCGCGUGGACACGAUCGGUCAGAUGUCCUGUAAUCCUUCCUUUGGUGGCAUCGGGAAGGGGCAUUUGAUGAGAGAAGUAGAUGCCUUGGAUGGCCUGUGUUCUCGGAUCUGUGACCAGUCUGGCAUACAUUAUAAAGUACUAAACCGGCGUAAGGGCCCUGCUGUGUGGGGACUGAGAGCGCAAAUUGAUCGGAAGCUUUAUAAACAGAACAUGCAGAAAGAAAUCCUGAGUACACCCCUGCUCACUGUUCAGGAGGGAGCUGUGGAAGAUCUAGUCCUGGCAGAACCAGAGCCUGGGUACGCUGGGAAGUCCAGGGUCAGAGGUGUCGUUCUGGCAGAUGGAAGUACAAUCUACGCAGAGAGUGUCGUUCUGACUACUGGGACGUUUCUGAGAGGCAUGAUCAUGAUUGGAUUGGAGAGGCAUCCCGCAGGGCGUCUCGGGGAUCAGCCCUCUAUAGGCUUGGCUCAGACACUGGAGAAGUUGGGAUUCAUGGUAGGAAGACUAAAGACUGGAACUCCACCCCGACUUGCCAAAGAGUCCAUUAAUUUCGACAUUCUAAACAAGCACACAGCAGAUAAUCCAUCCAUACCAUUCAGCUUUCUCAGUGACAGUGUAUGGAUCAAGCCGGAAGAUCAGCUGCCAUGUUACUUGACUCACACCAACCCCAGAGUGGAUGGGAUUGUCCUUGAGAACCUUCACCUGAAUAGCCAUGUUCAGGAAACUACAAGAGGGCCCCGAUACUGUCCCUCUAUUGAAUCAAAGGUUUUACGUUUUCCAAAUCGCCUACAUCAGGUUUGGUUGGAGCCUGAAGGAAUGGAUUCUGAUCUCAUCUACCCACAAGGGUUAUCUGUUACACUACCAGCUGAGUUACAGGAGAAAAUGAUAACAUGCAUCAGAGGCUUGGAGAAAGCCAAAAUGGUUCAUCCAGGCUAUGGUGUUCAGUAUGAUUAUUUAGACCCCCGUCAGAUCAGUCCUUCCCUCGAGACACACUUGGUUCAGCGGCUGUUCUUUGCUGGGCAGAUAAAUGGAACCACUGGCUAUGAGGAAGCUGCAGCUCAGGGAGUGAUAGCUGGAAUCAAUGCCAGUCUAAGGGUCAGUCGAAAACCACCCUUUGUUGUGAGUCGAACAGAAGGCUAUAUAGGAGUCUUGAUUGAUGACCUCACCACCCUGGGCACCAGUGAGCCUUACCGAAUGUUCACCAGCAGAGUGGAGUUCCGUUUGUCUCUGCGCCCAGAUAAUGCUGACACCCGGCUUACAUUCCGAGCCCAUAAGGAAGCUGGCUGUGUGUCCUCACAACGCUAUGAAAGAGCUUUGUGGAUGAAGUCGUCUUUAGAAGAAGGUGUCUCUGUGUUGAAAUCCAUUAAGUUCUCAAGUUCGAAGUGGAAAAAGUUAAUCCCACAAGCUCCUAUAAGUAUGAACAGAAGUCUUCCUGUCAGUGGUCUGGAUAUUCUUAAGUAUGAAGAAGUGGACAUGGAGUCACUAGCCAGCGUGCUUCCUGAGCCCUUGAAGACGUAUACUGGAUGUAGUGAGCUCGCCAGAAGGCUGAAAAUAGAAGCCACUUAUGAGUCAGUAUUGUUGUAUCAACUACAAGAAAUAAAGGAGGUUCAGCAAGAUGAAGCUUUGCAACUUCCACAAGAUCUAGACUAUCUAACAAUCAGGGAUGUGUCACUGUCCCAGGAGGUUCGAGAGAAGCUACACUUGAGCCGCCCACAGACGAUUGGGGCUGCUAGUCGUAUUCCUGGAGUGACACCAGCUGCCAUCAUCAAUCUGCUCAGAUAUGUGAGGAACACUCAGCAGAGGCAGACAGCAAUGAUGGAACACCAGGCCAAUCAGUGCUUGUGAUGCAAACCAACUUGGAGACAGAAUUCUAACUUGCGGGCUGGUGAAAUGGCUCAGUGGGUAAGAGCACUGACUGCUCUUCCGUAUGUCCUGAGUUCAAUUCCCAGCAACCACAUGGUGGCUCACAACCAUCUGUAAUGAGAUCUGACGCCC
Mastomys coucha (southern multimammate mouse) is the source of this 2292-nucleotide messenger RNA. RefSeq names its product mitochondrial tRNA translation optimization 1 (gene Mto1). Gene Ontology annotation, cellular component: cytosol. Lineage: Eukaryota; Metazoa; Chordata; Mammalia; Rodentia; Muridae. The record is from RefSeq and is a predicted model, not a curated record. The coding region runs from base 103 to 2142 and encodes 679 amino acids. Gene Ontology annotation, biological process: tRNA wobble uridine modification; tRNA methylation. Gene Ontology annotation, molecular function: flavin adenine dinucleotide binding. The transcript has 12 exons.